AUGGGUUCAUUACCAGGGAAACCUGAACCAAACCCAAAGGAAUUCAUCAAUGUCAUAAUGCUGAGAAGUGGUAAGCAACUACCUACUAAUGAGCGCAAGAGGGACAUUGAGCCUAAAGGAAGGGGGGAAGUGGUUGAGAUUGAGGAUGAGGAUGAGUUGAUAUUGAAAUAUUUAGGUAAAGACAUUGAAGCUGAAGAUGUUGUGGUUGACAAAGGAAAGAGUAAAGUGGUUGAGGAACCAAAGCAAGACAAGGCCAUUGAUGAAGAUUACAAGAAAAGUAAAGGUGUUGCCAAAGAAACUCUAUUUGUGCCUCCACCAUAUGAACCAAGAUUGUCAUUUCCUGGUAGGUUUAAGAAGCAACAAGUGGACAAGUAUAGAGAUAUGUUUGAUGCAAAAAUGAAAGAUGUUGCUAUUACAAUGCCUAUCAUAGAUGAAUUCUUGCCGAACCCAUCAUACAACAAGUUCCUCAAGGAUGCAGUUUUGGAGAAGAAGGAAGCUCUACAAGGAAUGAUUAUCUUAACUCAUGAGUGCAGUGCUAUUAUUCAAAACAAGUUAGUAGCAAAAAAGCUUGAAGAUCCUGGUAGCUUCACUCUCCCUUGUACAUUGGGACCUCUAUCUUUUAGCCAUUGUUUAUGUGAUCUGGGGUCUAGUGUGAGCUUGAUGCCUCUCUCAGUUGCCAAAGGACUAGGUUUCUCUCACUACAAGAAGUGUUUGAUCACCCUUGUUCUUGCUGAUAGGUCAGUUAGAACACCAGUUGGAGUGCUUGAAGAUCUACCAGUCAUGAUUGGCCAUUUUGAGAUCCCAACUGACUUUGUUGUGCUUGAAAUGGAUGAAGAACCAAAAGAUCCACUCAUCUUGGGGAGACCAUUCCUAAGAACUGCAGGAACAAUGAUUGAUGUGAAAGGUGGGAAGAUUCAAUUGAAUUUGGGCAAGGAAGCCUUGACUUUUGACAUCAACAAAGUGAUGAGGAAGCCUACAAUCGAUGGUCAAGUGGGUGGAAGCCAUUGCUAG
Messenger RNA from Camelina sativa (false flax), 1011 nucleotides. The record is from RefSeq and is a predicted model, not a curated record. Lineage: Eukaryota; Viridiplantae; Streptophyta; Magnoliopsida; Brassicales; Brassicaceae.